Amoebophrya sp. A120 is the source of this 1396-nucleotide messenger RNA. Lineage: Eukaryota; Dinophyceae; Syndiniales; Amoebophryaceae. The record is from the annotation of a GenBank genome assembly.
CUCGCAGCUGAGGCUCUGAGAUUGAUGAAGAAUUCUGACGCAAGAAAAGUGUCAGAAGUAGCUCGCUCUGUUUUCGAACCAGAUUUGUCGGUCUCGAAUCUGUUGUAAAAGUUGAACCAAACACGCCCAGCAUGAAGGACAUCAGCACCGCUGUGCAAGAUGUUGCCUCUGCUGGUGCUAGGCUUUGAAAGAAGGCACGAAAAGGCUCAGCCCGGCUCAGCCCGGCUCAGGCGACCUGGAUUGCGCCAAGGUGUCGAGCCUGGCUACAUCUUCAGCUUGAAGAUGAUGAUGGUGAAACCAUCCGCCCCCUCUGCUGAUAGAUAAAGUUCCCGCUCUUCAAUGCGCUGGGAGCAUCGCAAUCGGUUUCCGCUGUUUCCCGCGCAACUACUGCCGUCGGGAUAUUUCUGUGUUGGGAGUGUAAGCAUUCGGGAUGAAAACUGAAUUUUGUGACGACCUUCCCUGCCUCGCUAAGAAUUUGCGAGAGGUAUCGACCAGGUACUAGUAGCGUGCAAGAUAAGAAAGUAAAGGAGAGUGGCCGAGACUGGGGCCCAGUGGCCGAAUUCCUUGAGUCUUAUCCCCUUGCUCCGGCUUAUGGGGAUCGAUUGAAAUUUGUAGGCGUAGCCGUUCGGAUAGAUACAAUUUUGCCCGAUCAGCAAAAUUCUGUCGCUCUUGACGCUCGUCCUACCUGCGACGGUUAGCUACCCCGCACCUAGGAUGGUGCUCACCGAACUCGUCGUGUGUCUAUCGCGUCCCCGCCCUUGCAGGGAAGGGGGGCUACCAGCUUGUAGUCAAUUGUUCGACUGCGAACUAACCAAAGCACAGUAGUCGGAAAGAAUCGGUGCGAGUGUAGCUGGCACCCUAGCAGGGAUAAUCGGUUGGUUGGCAUCCGCUUGUGAGACGUAAAGACAGCUCCUGCACUAGGAGAAUAUGACUCGGCUGUAAAAACAUCUCCUGCGCUAGGAGAAUGCGCCUCAGCAGCGCUAAUCGGUCCUCCGUCCAUGCAAACUGUAAACACCCUCGUCCAACUCUGUCGUGCAACAGUACGCUCAAGCGAGCCGGGAUGUACCGCCGGGACAAUCAGAUCACUAGUAAGGAGGUCCAAAAUAAGCUGUACGUGGACCAUGGGCUGAAGACACGCGACGCCCGCAACAUUAUCCGCGGGACGAUAGGCGCGGCACUCAUGAAACUCCGCCCGGUGAACUUUCGCCAACGACUUGGCGAGCAGGGCGGGGGCCGCCACAGAGGAGAAGCUGCUGCAACAGCACGAGCCGCUGCAGCGCCAGGACCCGCUGCUGCUCCCGUGCCUCACCCGCGUCAUCGUGCUCUAAUUCUAAUUAAAUUUCAUACAAAAAAUGGCUUUGUCUUGCAACCAGGGCUGCGCUUACGCAGCGUGUAG